UGGUCAGAUGGCGUAUCUAAAAUGCGCCUAGCCGUAUCCCCCGAAAUACGGCCGGUGGCUGCUCUCAUUCUUCUCUCUGCUUCCGCGUAACUGAAGCGUCUAGUCUAACUUUCUCCAGAAAAGAAACAAGAUCGUAUCAAAAUGCCAGAAACGGAAGAAGAGAUGGGUAUGUCAGUUCGUCUAACGAACGACGAUUUCCGAAAACUCCUGAUGACACCAAGGGCAUCGGUGCCAUCAGCUACUCCAGCAUCUGUACCAGGUACAGCACGAGAUGCCAGUGCAAAGACUGCCCAAACUCCUACAGUUAGUGGAGGCAGCCGUGCUGAAUUGCGUAGAAAAAAGAAGAGCUUCUACGCAAAGUUGAAAAAACAGGAAGAGGAUAAGAUGGCAGAGCUAGCAGAGAAGUAUAGGGACCGAGCAAGAGAACGCAGAGAUGGCACCAACCAGGAUUAUCAAGCCGAAGAUCCUAUGAACAGUGCUAGUGCUUACAGAGCCGUUGCACCAGAUUUAAAAUCUGGCAUGGAUGCUGCAGAGCGUAGGAGACAAAUGAUCCAGCAGUCUAAGUUCUUAGGUGGUGACAUGGAACAUACUCAUUUGGUCAAGGGUUUGGAUUAUGCUCUUCUACAAAAGGUACGCAGCGAGAUUGAGGCCAAGGAACACGAGCAAGAGCAGGAAAUGGAAAAGCUGGUAAAGCCCAAAGAGAAGGUAAAGAAAGAACCGGAGAAGAAAGAUGACGAGAUGCAAUUUAAGACAAAACUCGGCCGGACAGUCUACAAAACCGUUAUGACUAUGAAGUCUAAACAGAUCGAAAGGAAUGAACUAUUCACACCGGGUCGUAUGGCGUACGUGAUUGAAUUGGAUGAUGAGAAUGCCGAUGUCGAUAUACCGACAACCUUAAUCAGGAGCAAGGCAGAUGUACCGACCAUCGAUAACACACCUACUCUUACGACCAACGACAUUGUCAUCAAUAAGCUGGCGCAAAUUUUGUCAUAUCUACGUCAAGGUAGUCGCCACAGCAAGAAAGGCAAGAAGCCGAAAGACAAUGCGCCACGAUCGACCGCACGCGGUGACGAGUUGAAUGACAUGGACAUACAACCGCGACCAUCACAGCCGGAUGACAGCAUCUACGGCGAUAUCGGCGAUUACGUGCCGACCGUGACCAGCAAGAAAGAUAGCACACAACUACGCGAGAAGAAGAAGGGCUCUUCGUACUUCGACAAGCCGCUCGAGCCGAACUUGGACACCGAUGACAAGGCAAAUGCGCCACAAUUGCCACAGAGCAAUGCUUUACCGCAACAGAAUGGCAAUGCUACGGCGGCGGACGGCAACGCGCCGAAGAAGGGUGCGUUGUUGAACAAACUAGCUGCUGAACCGGAAGGUUACGCCGAGUGUUAUCCUGGAUUAGACGAAAUGCAGGACGCCAUCGAUGAUUCCGACGAUGAGGUAGAUUAUACAAAAAUGGAUCUGGGCAAUAAGAAGGGCCCGAUCGGUCGUUGGGAUUUUGAUACGCCCGAGGAGUACAGCGAAUACAUGAAUAAUAAGGAAGCGCUACCUAAGGCAGCCUUUCAAUACGGCGUAAAAAUGGCCGAUGGUAGACGUACUAGAAAGUACAAUAAGGAGAAGAACGAGAAGGCCGAGCUCGAUCGAGAGUGGCAGAAGAUUCAAAAUAUUAUGAAUAAGAGAAAACCGUCAGCAGCGGCCGAUAGUGCGCCCGAAUUCAAAGUACCGCGGUAUUGAACUAUCAACUUUGUUAUAUUUGUUGUAUAUUUUGUUUUUGACUUUGUAUCGCGUAGCCGAAGAUUUUGGAAGUUUACGAUAUUUACUAUCAUUCUUAACUACAGCUAAACUCCGACAUCAUAAGUAAGAACAAAUUACUUUGUAAAGUAAUUACAAUCUAAAAAUUUAUUUAUAAACUUGUAAGUCUUGCGAUUUAAUUUUAUUGUUGUAAAUACGUAGAACGACUGUUUCCACAUAGAUUCUCCUUUAUAGCUUUUUACAAGUAACUUUUUACAGAUAGCAUGUAAAUUGUAAUUAAAUUACAACAGAAUAAGUACGCAGAAGGUUAGGUUAGGUUAGGUUAGUUCAAUUAGUUAAGUAUUAAAUUGUGUAUAUGUAUGUAUUAAUUAUAUAGAGAGUGACAGCGCAGUCUGAAUAAUGUAAGCAAGACAGUUGUAUAUGUUGUAUUAUAAACGGGAUCAAGAAAUAUAAAUAAAAAAUGAAAAAAAGAAUGAAAA
Harpegnathos saltator (Jerdon's jumping ant) is the source of this 2234-nucleotide messenger RNA. RefSeq names its product IC cytokine homolog beag. The transcript is spliced from 3 exons. Bases 142 to 1737 code for a protein of 531 amino acids. The record is from RefSeq and is a predicted model, not a curated record. NCBI's taxonomy places the organism in Eukaryota, Metazoa, Arthropoda, Insecta, Hymenoptera, Formicidae.